This is a messenger RNA of Cryptomeria japonica (Japanese cedar), 1772 nucleotides long. RefSeq names its product zinc finger protein VAR3, chloroplastic. Lineage: Eukaryota; Viridiplantae; Streptophyta; Pinopsida; Cupressales; Cupressaceae. The record is from RefSeq and is a predicted model, not a curated record. Gene Ontology annotation, molecular function: mRNA binding. The transcript has 5 exons. Gene Ontology annotation, cellular component: cytoplasm. Bases 139 to 1344 code for a protein of 401 amino acids.
UGCAGUCACUCUAAUCUAAGGAAGAGAGGGGCAUGGAUAUGCAGUCUUAACCAUUACACAACAGUAGAGUACUAUUUCUAUAUCUAAGAGAGACUGUAAAAUCUAUUUGAAAUCUCUCAAGGUGGUUUUCUCCAUGGGAUGGGUUUUGCCAGAUUUCCAUUCCUUCUUUCUGGUAUUAUCUCUCUCACUUCACGAUUUCAUACCUCUGGACCAUUCCUUUCCCUCUAUCAUACCACCUGCCUACCUUGUUACAGACUCAAUCAAUUUGAAGGGUUGGGUCCCAGGCUAAGCUCUGUCUUAAACAAAAUUGACAAGAGUGAGAGGAAUGAUCUUGAAAUAGGUACGGCGACUGGUUCUACCGGUUCUACAGAAUGUGCACAGAGCGUGAAACAAGAAAAUGAUAAGAAAGGAGUAUUGCGGAGGGAAGUGGAAGUGUAUCAUCCGUGGGCAGAGUGGAUUGACCUUGUAGACCGCCUGGCGGAGGGAAAUUAUUUUAAUGCCGCGGAAGGGGAUGACAAUGAGGAUGAUGUCGUUGACGAUGUGCCUGAUGGAAGUGAAGAGGAUAAAAGGGUUUUGAAGGCUCUCAGAAGUGCCUGUCGACGAUUUGGUCACGAGCGUUUUGAUAUUUUUAGGUCCUUGUCACGACGAGAUAUUCAGGUUAUUGUUGGUUCUGGUUGCCCCAGUUUAGAUGGAAAAGUUGUUAAUUCUGGGAAGCGUCUGAGAGCAUAUGUUAAUCUUAAUGAAGGGGAUGUGUGUAGUGCAUGCACUCUUAGAGCUUCUUGUGAGCGGGCUUAUGUAAUGCCACGCAGGGAGGACACUGCACGCACAGUAGAUGUGAUGCGGAUUUUAAUGACUUGUGCAUAUCAUCCUCUAAUCGGUCCUUCUAAACACAAGAUACAAAUGAGAAAAAAUGUUAAAGCAUCUGCUCGUAAAUUAUUGAAGCAGGUAGUUGAAUUGAGUGCAACUCCACUUGAUCCGAAUCUCCCAAAGCCUACCUUUGUGGGCCCCCCACCGAAAGUGAAAAAGUCUCAACCUUUUCCUAGAAAAAAGUUGGGACGGGAUGAUAUUGCAAAGAUGAGAGGAGAUUGGCAAUGUCCGAGGUGUGAUUUCAUGAACUUUGCCAAAAAUAAUGAAUGCCUACAAUGUGAUGAGAUUCGGCCUAAACCAAAGCUGCAUCAAGGGGAAUGGGAAUGCCCAGGGUGUGGUUAUGUAAACUAUAAAAAAAAUUUAGCUUGCCACAGGUGUGAAUGCAACCACCCACGGGGUGGUUAUUCAAAUUCUUCCACAGAGAGUACUCAGCAGUUCACACUUAGAGAAUGGAAGUGGAAGAAGCCAGUUGAUUGAGGAAACUCUUCAAUGCCCUUAGAUGAUUCUGUUGAUGCUGGCUUUAAUGGAACUGCUGGCUCUUAAAUUUUGCAAAUCGUUGUGCAACAUGUGAUGGCCCUUAAAUAGAAAAGUAGAAAAGUGAGAAUUAUUUCCUUCAACAUCAGGAAGUUAUCAUCAUCCCAACUCAAAUGGAGAACGUUGACGACUACGAAUAAUGAAAGUGUCAGUGACUAAAGUUGGAAGAUAUCAAAUGGUGAGUAUAUAUAAUGCUGACUACAAGCAGUCUAUUGUAUCUAGAGGUAAAGGUGUAGCUUUCUAUCAUACUUUGAUGGGUCCAAGACUCCAAACCUUCUGGCAGAAAAUCUGUAUGUGUUGGCAGUCGGAGCUGAUAAUAAGCUUACAAUAUACUGCUUUGCGUAUCAUCAAUAAUAUAAUAGUUAUGCUUA